Daphnia magna is the source of this 2649-nucleotide messenger RNA. Its product is annotated as basic proline-rich protein. Lineage: Eukaryota; Metazoa; Arthropoda; Branchiopoda; Diplostraca; Daphniidae. The transcript is spliced from 6 exons. The record is from RefSeq and is a predicted model, not a curated record. The coding region runs from base 319 to 2547 and encodes 742 amino acids.
UUAAAACAUUUCUUUUGGAUAAUUUUAAACAAAAUUUUUAUCACAUUUGCACUAACUGUCUCGAAAUACCACUAUUGAGCCAUGAUUGAACAUACAAAUGAAAGCACAGCACUUUGCAGUGCUGCCACCUUACCACAUGGAAACGAAGCCUUUUCUCUCCCCUGACCCAACAACCAGCGGGUAAAGAUCGGCAACCCCGGAAUUAAUAGCGUCCAAUUUUCUUGCCUGUACGUGACAGCUCAUUCAGAGAAUUUGAAUAAAUUCAUACAGUUCCGCUAGCGUAAACAGUCGAGAGAACUCGUUGAGAAUCAAAUUAACAUGUCUCUUACGUUUGCUCAAAGAGGGAGACCACCGCCUUCACCUGCUCAGAUCCAAAAGCUACUGGAUGAAAAUAGUCAACAUAUAAUGACAAUUCAGGACUACCAGGCCAGAGGAAAAACACAUGAGUGCCUGCAAGUAGAGCAAAUCCUCCAUCGAAAUUUGGUUUACCUGGCAUCUGUUGCUGAUCCAGCUCAGAACAUACAAACUCUUCUUCCUCCACCUCAAGGUAUGCCAAGUACACCAGGUAAUCCCCCACAAGCAACUGGCCCAAAUAAUCAGGAUUCAGCCUCACCAUCUCCAGCCAAUUCUCAGCAAGGUGGACCACAGGGACCACCAGUAUCGUCAUAUGGAGGACAACCCCCCACUAAUCAACCAGGACCAUACAGACCACCAAUGAUGCCUGCUGGACAACAACCAGGUCCCCAAGGUCCACAGCAACCUGGGUAUCCUUACAAUGGCCCACAAUCACCACACACCUAUGGCCAACAACCACAGCAGCAACAGUAUCGACCCCCUGCUCCUCAGCCAAACUAUGGACCUCAAUAUCCCCAGUAUGGUGGACAGCCACCAGCGCAGUAUCCUAACCAACCUUACAACCCAGCUCCUCAGCCAGGUUAUCAGAAUCAACCCUAUGGUGGUCAAUCUGCUCCCCCUCAACAACAACAGGGCUAUUACCCACCACAACAGCAACAACCAUACGGAUAUCCGCAGCCGGCUCCAUACGGGUCUCAACAGCCACAGGGCCAAAAUGCCCCAGUAAAUCCGAUGCCAGGUUCUCCAGCUGCUCCGCAGUCAUCGGCAGCCUUUAACGGUCCUACGCCACCGACGUCCUCCGUCGCACAGGGGAGUUAUUCACCACCAACCGGUGCUACUCAAUCUCCUCAGCAACAUCCUCCCCAGCCUCAUCCUCCUCAACCACACACUCCACAACCACAUGCGCCUCAAUCGCAUACCCCUCAACCCCAUCCUUCUCAACCCCUUCCUUCUCAACCCCAUCCUUCUCAACCCCAUCCUUCUCAACCUCAUCCUUCUCAACCCCAUCCUUCUCAACCCCAUCCAUCUCAACCCCAUCCAUCUCAACCCCAUCCAUCUCAACCCCAUCCAUCUCAACCCCAUCCAUCUCAACCCCAUCCAUCUCAACCUCAUCCAUCCCAACCCCAUCCCUCCCAACCCCAUCCCUCCCAACCCCAUCCAUCCCAACCCCAUCCCUCCCAACCCCAUCCAUCCCAACCCCAUCCAUCUCAGCCCCAUCCAUCUCAGCCUCAUCCUCACCCUUCUCAGCCUCAUCCUUCUCAACAGCAUCCAUCUCAACCACACUCCGCACAACAUCCCCAACAACACCCACCUCAACAACAUAUUCCGCAACAGCAUCCUUCACAGCCGCAUACCCAACAUCCUCCUCAACAGCAUCCUCAACAUCCUUCACAACAGCAUCCUUCUCAGCAGCAUUCUUCACAACAACAUCCAGCCCAACAUCCAUCUCAGCAUCCGCCUCAGCAUCCGCCGCAACACCCGAGUCCGCAACAACACUCUCAACAGAGAAGCUCUCCGGGUCCAUCGACCCCCACGCAAGCACAACCGAUGUAUAGCCAACCGGCAACUGGAGGAACAAGUCCUGCUCCAGGACCUCCGCAUAAUCCAGGACAACCAUCCCACAAUCAAGCACCGGGACCUCCCCAUAGCCAGGGUCCGCCCCAUAAUCAGUCGCAGCAACCCCAGCCUUCUUAUAAUUAUGCAGGUGGACCACCAGGUGGUUAUCCCCAUUCACAACCAGCAGCUCCAUAUCCAUAUGCCAACAGCAUUCCACCUGGAGCUCCUUUACCACCGCAGCAGCCUGUAUAUGGGGCACCACCAGCAGGUCAUCCUCAGCCAGGCGCGCCACAACCAGGUCCAUACUCGACUCCUGGACCCGGACAUUACGCACCUCCGCCUAAUCAGCCUGCCUACGGGGCCCCAGGAGGACCUCAGCCAUAUCCUCCCAUGCAGCCGGCUUAUGGAGCUCCCCAAGGCCCACAACCGUAUGGCCCUCCGGCUCCUUCUGGUUAUCCACCAGUACCAAAUGCCCAGCAGCCUGGUGCGCCCCAUGGUUACCCUCCCGCUGGCUAUCCAGCUCCAGGACCACCACCGCCUAAUUCGUACGGACCAUAUCGUCCUCCCGGUCCGCCUCAGCAACAGUAUCCCGGAUAUGAACAACCACGCUAUCCAGCGUACCAACCACCACCUUAAUUUCUUUAGCGAUUAUUAGCUGCAAGUGCAUUCUUUUUUAAGAAUUAAUUAUUGAGAAUCACGGUUAUGUGAGUUUGAAGAAUACAAUACGUUUGUCAUGUC